AUGGCUCCUCUCGCCGACUUCCUUCUGGCCAAUAUCCCCUUCCGCCUACCCACGCACCUGUCAUCCUAUGUCGAAGGCGUCACUCCCUUAUCGACUACUCCCGCUGUGCUGGCAGCUCUCUCCUCAUACUUGGCCGUCAUCUUUGGCACUCAAUUUUUCAUGAAAAGCCAGCAGCCACGCAAACUCACCACACUCUUUCAACUACAUAAUGUCCUACUAAGCUCGGGGAGUUUUCUCCUUUUGGCGCUCAUGCUGGAAGAAAUCAUUCCGAGGAUUUGGACCCAUGGUCUGCAUUUUGCCCUUUGCGACGAGAAAUCUUGGACAUCAAGAAUGGAAUUUUAUUAUAUGGUCAAUUAUUAUUUCAAAUAUCUCGAAUUGUUGGACACCGUCUUCCUCGCUUUGAAAAAGAAGCCCCUUCAAUUCCUGCACGUCUUCCAUCACUCUGCGACCGCUUUGCUCUGUUACACUCAACUCAACGGCAAGACCAGUAUUUCAUGGGCCGUGAUCACCCUCAAUCUGGCUGUCCAUGUCAUUAUGUAUUAUUACUAUUACGCAACCGCUGGUGGAGCCCGAUUUUGGUGGAAAAAGUACUUAACAACAAUGCAGAUCGUGCAGUUUGUCAUUGACAUAGCUGUUGUCUACUUCGGCACAUAUGAACACUUCGUGGCUGCGUACGCUCCGCACCUCCCUCACAUCUCAAAUUGUGCUGGGUCGGAAACGGCUGCUUUGUUUGGCUGCGGCCUUCUCACCUGCUACCUUUUCCUCUUCAUCAACUUCUAUUUCCAAACCUACAAGAAGCCCGCGACAACCGGAAAGAGCAGCGGUUCUGCAAACAGUCACACAAACGGGAGUACUUAUCAGAAUGGAACUGGAUCCUCGCACAAAGCGGAGUAGACUCGGAUAUUACCCGUUCAACAUCACGUUAAUUAUGAGUUACAUGGGCAUAUAUACCCCUGAAAACAUUAAGCCCAAUACUAAUAUAAAAUCUUGUGGGGGUUCAGUCUGGCAAGCGCUUGUGUUGGUCAAGAAUUCUAGGACAUGUUGUUUAGUAUGUAAAUGCAAAUAACGAACUUAGAACAAAGCUAUGCCUUAUAAGCCA
Messenger RNA from Laccaria bicolor S238N-H82, 1099 nucleotides. RefSeq names its product elongase of fatty acids, ELO (gene ELO). The coding region runs from base 1 to 894 and encodes 297 amino acids. NCBI's taxonomy places the organism in Eukaryota, Fungi, Basidiomycota, Agaricomycetes, Agaricales, Hydnangiaceae. Gene Ontology annotation, molecular function: fatty acid elongase activity. The transcript has 8 exons. Gene Ontology annotation, biological process: sphingolipid biosynthetic process; very long-chain fatty acid biosynthetic process; fatty acid elongation, monounsaturated fatty acid. The record is from RefSeq and is a predicted model, not a curated record. Gene Ontology annotation, cellular component: endoplasmic reticulum membrane.